Colossoma macropomum (tambaqui) is the source of this 2344-nucleotide messenger RNA. Its product is annotated as E3 ubiquitin-protein ligase TRIM39-like. Gene Ontology annotation, molecular function: protein binding; zinc ion binding. The record is from RefSeq and is a predicted model, not a curated record. Lineage: Eukaryota; Metazoa; Chordata; Actinopteri; Characiformes; Serrasalmidae. The transcript has 8 exons. The coding region runs from base 9 to 1784 and encodes 591 amino acids.
AGAAAAAGAUGGACAUUUCCCCCACCUGGUGGCCAAAACUUGCAAGUGAUGUAGUGGGCUUGGCCUCACGAAGUCACGGUGGAGAAACGAAAGUCAAGGCAAAGGCUGUUCCAGUAAUAGAAUCUCAGUGUGAAGCUUCUCCAGACAUCCUUAAAGGAACUUACACUGCAGUCAUGGCUUCCUCCAGCAGUCUCCUGUCUGAAGAUCAGCUCCAGUGCUCCAUCUGUCUGGAUGUGUUCACUGAUCCAGUCACGACUCCAUGUAGACACAACUUCUGCAUGGUCUGUCUCAAAGAGUGCUGGGACAGCAGUUCACGCUGCCAGUGUCCAGUUUGUAAGACAGAAUUCUCCAGAAGGCCUGAUCUGUAUGUGAACACGUUCAUCUCUGGACUGGCUGCUCAGUUCAAGAAGUCAGUUCAGGAGAAAUCCAGCAGAGGCCCACGUCCUGGCUUUCUGGUGCUCCAUGAAAUCCUCAGUGGAAAGAAAAGUCCAGCUCUGAAGUCCUGUCUGAUCUGCAAGGCCUCUUACUGCAAGACUCACCUGGAACCUCAUCAGAGAGUUUCUGCCUUUAAAAGCCACAAACUGAUGGACCCUGUGGAGAACCUGGAGGACUACAUCUGCCAGAAACAUGAGAGACCCCUGGAGCUGUUCUGUAGAAAUGACCAGACAUGUGUGUGUCGGUUCUGCACUGAAGGAGACCACAAGACUCACAGCACUGUUCCUAUAGAGGAGGAGAGUGGAGAGAAGAAGACUCAGCUGGUGAAGACCCAGGUAGAAGUUCAGCAGAUGAUCCAGGACCGACUGAAGAAGAUUGAGGAAAUCAAACACUCUGUAAAACUCAAUAAAAUAAUCACAGAGGAGGAGAAAGCAGACAGUGAGGAGGUCUUCAGAGCUCUGCUGCGCUGCAUUGAGAGAAGCCAGGCGGAGCUGCUUGAGGUGAUGGAGGAGAAGCAGAAAGCAGCAGAGAGGCAGGCUGAAGAGUUCAUUAAAGAGCUGGAGCAGGAAAUCACUGAGCUAAAGAGGAGAGACACUGAGCUGGAGCAGCUCUCCCACACUGAGGACCACCUCCACCUCCUACAGGUUUACCCGUCCCUCUGCAGCCGUCCACACACCAAGAACUGGACUGACGUCAGGAUUAACACUCAUCUGAGGGUGGAGACUCUGAGGAGAGCUCUGUCUCAGCUUCAGGAAGAGCUCAGUAAGGAGAUGGAGAAGCUUCCUGAGAUCAAAUUCAAGAGGAUUCAGCAAUAUGCAGUUGAUGUGACUCUGGAUCCUGAUUCAGCUCAUCCUGCUCUCGUUCUGUCUGAUGAUGGGAAAGAAGUCACAUGUGGAGACACAGAACAGAAUCUCCCUGAAAACCCAGAGAGGUUUGAUCAGUGUCUCUGUGUUCUAGGAAAGGAGGGGUUCUCCUCAGGGAGAUUUUACUAUGAGGUUCAGGUCAGCGGGAAGACUGGGUGGGAAUUAGGAGUGGCCAGAGAGUCCAUUAACAGGAAGGGAGAUAUUAUACCUAGGCCUGGGAAUGGAUACUGGACUGUGUGGCAGAGAAAUGAAUAUGAAACUCUCUCUGCCACCCACUCCAUGAAACAGGCUCUCCAGAAGGUGGGGGUGUUUGUGGAUUAUGAGGAGGGUCUGGUCUCCUUCUAUGAUGUUGAGGCCGGGUCUCAUAUCUACUCUUUCACUCGUCAGUCUUUCACUGGGAAACUCUAUCCAUACUUUUGCCCCUGUAACAAUGAUGGAGGUAACAACUUGAUACCACUAAUCAUCACGCCUGUUGAACAUGACUAACAUUUUUCUCUAACAGAACCUUUUUAUUAUGACAAAAACACUAUUGAUCUCUGAUAUUUUGGACUGUGUUACCAAAUGAAUGCUAAACCAAAGUGACACAUAAUUGGACCGUGUUCUCAGAUAUUAUACACGUUUAACCCUUAAUUUGCGUCACUUCUGGCCUUCAUAACUUCAGAACAGUUUAAGAUACAAACUUGAUCCACAUAUCAGGACAGUCAACAGACCCGCCCCUAACUAGCAAGUGUGUCAUUGAGCUGUGACAUCAGCAUCAGUGAGUAAUUUGGCUUGGAAAAUGCUGAUUUUAUUGCUCUGCUGUUUGCCCUUCAUAUUCCAACAAAGGGUUAAAACAACAACACGAUUCACACAUCAGAUCACUCAUCAGACUCUGCCUCACCAUCCAGAGUGAUUUCAUUCACCUGUGACCAUCAAUUAGCCAGCAGUCCAGCUCCAAAAUCAUCCAAACCCCACUCGCUGCUGUUAUACUACAUCUCUGCUUUUGGCCUUCAUAUUAUAAACAAAGGGCUUUCAGUCUGCAUUGAAUUUGAGUAUUAAAUAUAUAU